Gamsiella multidivaricata is the source of this 721-nucleotide messenger RNA. RefSeq lists its product as uncharacterized. Lineage: Eukaryota; Fungi; Mortierellomycota; Mortierellomycetes; Mortierellales; Mortierellaceae. The transcript has a single exon. The record is from RefSeq and is a predicted model, not a curated record. The coding region runs from base 25 to 489 and encodes 154 amino acids.
GAUGUAGCCGAGUGCUUGAAGCGAAUGAUCGCCCACGGUGCGGAUACGUCGAUUCAUUCGCCCAAGGAUGGUAAUCUCUUGGCCUUGGCCUGCAAGUACCUCCAUCUGGAGACAGCCAAGCUGAUCUUGGCUACGGACAUCCUGGCAUCCGAGCCGGAAUCGAUUGACCGAGCAAUUGAGGCCUGUAUGACCAUGACGGGUCGUGUGACGGACACGUUUGUGAACUUGCGGAGCAAGACGCGCGAGCUGCUGAAGCUCUGGACGGGCAAGGCCGCAAUGCCCAGGCGAGAGAGACUGGUGAUCAAGGUGCUGCAAGAUGCGGGUCAGUUGGAUCAGGGAGGCCUCCGAGUCUCGAAGGGCAAGAUCGUCCGUCGGGCACCGGCACCUCAGCUGGCAUGUGCGAAUAAGUUCUAUGACAAGAACGUCAAGAAGAAGCGCGAGAGGUUGCUGGACGAUAUCGGAGUGAUCCCCGAGGGUGUUUGGUCGUAGUGCAACGUGUACAGGAAGUGUGGAAAAAGGCUACUCCCCCCCCCCUCCCCCUCUCUCUCUCUUUUUAUCCUAUCCACUGCUGUUGUGGCCUUACUCUCUAUUAUUUCUUUUUCACAUGUGCGUAUCUUUUAUUUUUCUUCCUCUUCCAUAUUCCGUAAUAUGUAGCUAAUUAGUUACACCCGCAAAAAAAAAAAAAGAAAAAGAAAAUCAAUACACAAUUUUUUUUGCUAGA